Messenger RNA from Amorphotheca resinae ATCC 22711, 1920 nucleotides. RefSeq lists its product as hypothetical. The coding region runs from base 56 to 1894 and encodes 612 amino acids. Gene Ontology annotation, molecular function: DNA-binding transcription factor activity, RNA polymerase II-specific; RNA polymerase II transcription regulatory region sequence-specific DNA binding. Gene Ontology annotation, cellular component: nucleus. The transcript has 2 exons. The record is from RefSeq and is a predicted model, not a curated record. Gene Ontology annotation, biological process: regulation of transcription by RNA polymerase II. NCBI's taxonomy places the organism in Eukaryota, Fungi, Ascomycota, Leotiomycetes, Helotiales, Amorphothecaceae.
GGCUUCUCUCCAAGACAGCAGCCGCCAGCCAUCACUGCCGACAAACUCCUCCACAAUGGUCUCCAUUAUGACAGACCACACAUAUCAUAUGCUCUCGCGCCAUAUGGGCAACGGCAGCGAAGGGCCAGACUUCCCUCUCUACCCGCACCCAUCCGCCGCCAUGCUCCAACAACAGACCUCCCCGUUCCCCCAGGGCCAAAACUUCGACCUGGAUAACAACUCCUCAUACGCAUUCGCAAGGGCACAAACAUCGUAUCCCACUGGCUUUAAUUCCAAUGCCAUGUACCCGGAAGCGGCUUCUUCAUAUGCUCUCGAGUCACCAGAACUUCGGGCAGGAGCACCAUCGAAUUACUCCACUGCGUCUGGCCCGUCGGCAACAUCCUCAGCAAUGGGCUCUCCUCACUCGAUCCACGGUCACAUCGCUCCAGGACCGGAAUGGCCAGUACAUGGCCUCGGACUCAACCCCAGCAUCGUUGGCUUCGACGGCUCCAUCCACAAUGGCCACGAGUAUAAUUUCGCAUCUUCAGGUAUGGAAGAGUUUGCUUUAGAUUUCAAGCAGGCCAAACCACACGGUUUUGUUGACCCGUCGAUCCUGAAUGCGCAAUAUCCUGGCCUCCCAUCAGGAACGCCGUUGAAUGAUGCAUCCGUGUAUCAGCCGCCAACAUAUCCCACAUCGCCUUCUCUGUCGCAAUUGUCAAGGAGCCCAAGGCCCAUCAAGCAGGGUAGCCAAUCACCGUAUCCGAGCUCUCAAUAUGCGGGAUAUUCGUACCCACCACAACGGCGACAGUCUAUCCAGUCUUUUGAGAGCCAGGAAAACUUCAGCGGCGAAGAGUCCAGGGAGAAGGAUCGCUGCACAUAUCCCGAGUGUGGAAAGAUCUUUAAAGAUCUAAAGGCACACAUGCUUACGCACCAGAAUGAGCGCCCCGAGAAAUGCCCAAUCCAGACGUGUGAAUACCACGUCAAGGGCUUCGCAAGAAAGUACGAUAAGAACCGCCACACGUUGACCCAUUACAAAGGGACGAUGGUGUGUGGCUUCUGCCCGGGCUCCGGGUCCGCGGCAGAGAAAUCCUUCAACCGCGCGGACGUCUUCAAACGGCACUUGACCUCGGUGCACGCAGUCGAGCAAACACCACCAAACAGCCGAAAGAAGGCCUCGCCAAGUACCAACAGCGGCAAGAAACUCGCAGGCUAUCCGCCAGAUGCCACUGGCAAGUGCUCAACCUGCUCAGCAACCUUUGCCAACGCCCAAGACUUCUACGAGCAUCUUGACGAUUGCGUUCUCCGCAUAGUUCAGCAAGAAGAACCUUCAGAAGCCAUCAAUGCCGCUCGCCUCGCAGAGGUCGAACAGGACGAAGAUGUGCAAGAAACUCUUCGAAAUAAUUCUCUGCCGACUACUACUCAGAUCUACUCGGCAGAUGAUGUGAACGACGAGGAUGACAUAGAUGAAGAUGACGAUGAUGAUUUCCGUCUCCGUCUCAAAACAACUCGCAAAAAUCGAGGUAGCCGAAAUCCCAUAAAUGGGGUGCAAAAGUCCCGGGGGCUCACCCACUCGAGAGGUGGCGUGACCUUGAGAUUGAAGGGCCGCAAGAAGCGCAAGGAUUACCCCUUAUCUUGGGGAUGCUCCUCGUCCCAGAUGAAGAUGAAGAAGCGGAUCCUGUGCGUCUUUGACGGACCACGACGUCUCUGGAAAGAUGAUAUGAUGGUCGAUACGGACCACGAAGUCCGCUUGAAGCUCGGAGACGAGAAGGCCUAUGUCACAGACCUAGAUGUCCAGACGAUGCGCCGUGCUGAUGCUUUCCACAAUUCCACAGAAGAAGAAAAAGGACCCUGGAUCUCAGACGACCUAUCUCCUUUGGAUUUGGAGGAGCUGAUGGAGGUCAAGCACGAGACAUGAUGAAGCCACACCUCAGGUCUUAUGAG